Molecule: messenger RNA, 589 nt
Organism: Neopsephotus bourkii (Bourke's parrot)
Lineage: Eukaryota; Metazoa; Chordata; Aves; Psittaciformes; Psittacidae
Product: protein MRP-126-like
Exons: 3
Coding region: 1-432 (143 amino acids)
Biological process (GO): endothelial cell migration
Cellular component (GO): extracellular exosome; cytoplasm
Molecular function (GO): calcium ion binding
Source: RefSeq, a predicted model, not a curated record
AUGCGGGCGCUGAGCACGCUGGAGCCGGUGAUGGGAUUCCCCAUCUCUUGUGGCUCUGGGUGUUAUUCAGUGUCAUGGUUUCUCUUCCAGACCUCCCAGGCCCAGGAGCCCCUCUCCCAGCUGGAGAAGUCCAUGGAUGUCAUCAUUGAUGUCUUCCACCAGUACUCGAGACGGGAGGGGGACAGAGACACCCUGACCAAGACGGAGCUGAAGCUCCUCAUUGAGAAGCAGCUUGCCAACUACCUGAAGCACGUGAGAAGCAAGGCCACCAUUGACGAGAUCAUGAAGGACCUCGAUAUGAACAAGGAUGCGCAGCUCAGCUUCAGCGAGGUGAUGCUGCUCAUCACCCGUGUGACCAUUGCCACCCAUGAGCAUCUCCAUGACGUCGAGAACCAGCAGCAGCAGCAGCACAAGCACCAACACCACCACUGAGGUGGGCUGUGGUCCAUGGCCAAAGGCACCCAAGGAGUGCUUGCAGCCCCUGGCUUUCUCCCCCCCGUCCUUCCCUUCCCAUCUCCCUCCAUCCCUUCCCUUCAAGUGUGAUGGUUUUGCUGCCAAAUAAAGAUGAGCCCCGAGGCUGUCAAAGCUC